AUGCUAGAUCCUGACACUGUAAAUCAGAGGAUGUUGCCUCGAUGUGGCGUUAAAGAUGUUGUGAAUACAACUACAACAAAUUCCGGAUCAUUAGGUCUCCAACUUCAUCAUGUCUCACGCUAUAAAUUCUUUUCAGGAAACCCGAAAUGGCCUCCGGAAAAGUACAAUCUAACCUAUAAUUUCAAAUCGAGCGCCAAUGUUCCAGGCAGCAACGAGGACAUAAGCACUAUUUGUUCAAGGGCAUUUAAAACAUGGAGUGAAGUGACAAAUUUUACUUUUCAGGAAGUUCAGGAAAAUGCUACGGCUAAUAUUAUGAUUAGAUUCCAUCGCGGUGAUCACGGAAACGCUCGACUGUUCGACAGUAAGAGUCUUUUGGUUAAUGCAGCUGCACCUACUGGUGGAAUGUUACACUAUAAUGCGGGCUUGAAAGAUCAGGGACGUGAUUAG
Molecule: messenger RNA, 447 nt
Organism: Pistacia vera
Lineage: Eukaryota; Viridiplantae; Streptophyta; Magnoliopsida; Sapindales; Anacardiaceae
Product: metalloendoproteinase 3-MMP-like
Exons: 1
Coding region: 1-447 (148 amino acids)
Biological process (GO): collagen catabolic process; proteolysis; extracellular matrix organization
Cellular component (GO): extracellular matrix
Molecular function (GO): metalloendopeptidase activity; zinc ion binding
Source: RefSeq, a predicted model, not a curated record